Messenger RNA from Haliotis rubra (blacklip abalone), 1221 nucleotides. RefSeq names its product extensin-like. The transcript has a single exon. NCBI's taxonomy places the organism in Eukaryota, Metazoa, Mollusca, Gastropoda, Lepetellida, Haliotidae. The coding region runs from base 1 to 1221 and encodes 406 amino acids. The record is from RefSeq and is a predicted model, not a curated record.
AUGACAACCUUCCACAACCCACAACCAAGUCCACUAACCAGCGUCCAGCUUAGUGCGCCACAACCUUCCACACCCACAUCAACCCAAGUCCAGCGGCGCCCUUUAGUGCUGGAUGACAACCUUCCACAACCACAUCCACACCCACAAGACCCCAACCAGCAGACAACCUUCUACAACCACACACAACCACAUCACACCCACAAGACCCCAACCAGCAGCCCUCUGGAUGACAACCUUUCACAACCACAAGACCAGGUCCCAACCAGCAGCCCUCUUCUGACAACCUUCCACAACCACACCCACAAGACCCCAACCAGCAGCCCUCUGGAUGACAACCACCUCACACCCACAAGUCCCCUAACCACGCAGCCCUCUUCUGGACAACCACCCACACCCACAAGACCCCAACCAGCAGCCCUCUUCUACAACCACCCACACCCACAAGACCCCAACCAGCAGCCCUCUUCUACAACCAUUCACAACCACAUCACACCCACAAGACCCCAACCAGCAGCCCUCUUCUACAACCAUUCACAACCACACACAACCACAAGACCCCAACCAGCAGCCCUCUUCUACAAUCACACACACCCACAAGACCCAAACCAGCAGCCCUCUUCUACAACCAUUCACAAUCACAUCACACCCACAAGACCCCAACCAGCAGCCCUCUUCUACAACCACACACAACCACAAGACCCCAACCAGCAGCCCUCUUCUACAACCAUUCACAACCACAUCACACCCACAAGACCCCAACCAGCAGCCCUCUUCUACAACCAUUCACAAUCACAUCACACCCACAAGACCCCAACCAGCAUCCCUCUUCUACAACCAUUCACAACCACAAGACCCCAACCAGCAGCCCUCUUCUACAACCACCCACAACCACAAGACCCCAACCAGCAGCCCUCUUCUACAACCAUUCACAACCACAAGACCCCAACCAGCAGCCCUCUUCUACAACCACCCACAACCACAAGACCCCAACCAGCAGCCCUCUUCUACAACCACCCACACCCACAAGACCCCAAACAGCAGCCCACCUCUACAACCACCCACAACCACACCACAACCCCAGCCCAACCCCAGCUCACUCCACUGACGAGACACAUGUUAUUGUUGAGCAUAAGGGUACUGUUCGACCACCACAGUUCGACUGCUGCUAUCGUCGAUUCUUUUGAUGUGGCAGGAGUAAUGAAGAACAUCUCUCAACUCUGA